AUGAGUAUGAAUAAAGAAGAGGUAAAGAUAACUAAAUUGGUUAUUAUAGGAAAUAGCAGAGAUGGAAAAAGUUCAUUAGGUAAUUUUAUAUUAAAGAAAAAUGCAUUUGUUGUAAGGAGUACAGAAGGGCUUGAAAAUAAAGAAAUAGUAGGGGAAUAUGGAGAAGGAGAUAGAAGUGAUAUAUUUGUCAUUGACACACCAGGAGUUCAAGAAUCAGAAGAAAUGAAUAAAAAAUGGAUAAACCAAAUGAUUGAUUCUAUUAAAAAAGAAAGAGAACUACAUGGAAUAAUAAUUGUAUUUAAUUUUAGUCAAAAUAAAUUUUCACAAAUUAGUAAGGAAAUGAUUAAGAGGGUUUAUAAAGAAAUUGAAAAUACCGAAUUUUGGCAACAUUUAUGCAUCAUAUGGACAAAUUGUUAUUACCACAUUCCUAAGUUAGUAAAAGAAAGGAAAAUAAGUAAGAAAAGAGAAGAGUAUCAAAAAGAAAUAAUGAAACUUGUUAUAGAAACAACAGGAAAUGAAGAGUCUAUUGAUUUUCCAAUGUAUUUUGUUGAUUCACAACCAGAAGGAGGAGAAGAUAAUACUAGAUCCGAAGCAGAAAUAAAAAAGUUUUUAGAAUGGGUUAGAAGCAUACCACCAAUGAAUGUUAAGAAUAUUAAGAGUAAUAAAAUGAAAUUAGAACAAAAUGAAAUAAUGAUAACAUCAAUGUAUUUUAAUGAUAUUAAUGACUUUAUUAAUUUAGAAUUAGGUAUUAAAAGAUUUCAAGGAAAUAUGGAAAAACUUCAUUUUAAUCCAUUUCCAUUAAACUAUUAUUCAAGAAAAUUAUUUCCUAAUAUUGAAACAUUUCAUAUUUAUAAUAAAAGUGAUGAAAUAUUUAAUGAUGGAAGAAUAAAUAAAUAUGUAAUAUGGUAUCAAGUAGAAUAUUCAAGAUGUCUAAAGGAGAAAGAACAAGGAAAUAUAUGUAAAAAUGUGGUAUAUACAAAGGAAAGUAGAGAGAAAUAUGGAGAUACAAUACCACCUGAAGUUACAUCAAUUGGAGAUGAAUGUUUUAAGUAUUGUUACGAUAUGAAAGAAAUUAAUUUACCAACAAGAAUUAGUGAAAUAGGAAAUGAAUGUUUUUAUAAAUGUGGAAUAAGAAGUAUUAGUAUACCAAUAACAAUUAGUAGAAUAGGAAAUAACUGUUUCGAAGGAUGUAAUUCGUUAAGUAAGAUCAAUAUACCAACAACAGUUAAAGAAAUAGGAAAAGAAUGUUUUGAAGGAUGUUUUUCAUUGAGUGAUAUGAGUAUAGAAAAUAUACAAUUUGUUAGUGAAGAAAGAAUACAUAUAAAUGAACCAGUAUUAGUUAGUAUUGAAAUACCAGAUAAUUUAGAAAGAGUUAAUGGAAGAAUUAUAGAAAGAAGAAACAUUAAUGAAUUUAAUAUUCCAUCAUCAAUUAGUAAAUUAGGUAAUAGAUGUUUUGAAGGAUAUGAAUCAUUAACAAGAAUUGAUAUACCAACAACAGUUAAAGAAAUAGGAAAUGAAUGUUUUAAUGAAUGUACAUCACUGACAUCACUUAAUAUACCAACAAGUGUUAGUAAAAUAGGAGAUGAGUGUUUUAGUAGGUGUUAUUCAUUACAAUCAAUUAAUAUACCAUCAUCAAUUAGGGAAAUAGGAUAUAAAAUAUUUAAAGGAUGUUCAUCAUUAAGACUUAUUAAUUUAGGUAAAAUAAAAUUCAUCAGUGAAGAAAGAAUAUUUAUGAAUGAACCAGUAUUAAUCAGUAUUGAAAUACCAGAAAACUUACAAAGAGUCAAUAGAAAAAAAAUUAAAAAGAAUGACAUCAAUGAAUUUAUUAUUCCAUCAUCAAUCACUAAAUUAGGAGAUUAUUGUUUCGAAGGAUGUUCAAUGUUGAAGUCAAUCAAUAUACCAACAUCAGUUAGGGAAAUUGACAGUCAUUGUUUUGAAAAGUGUUCAUCAAUAACAACAAUUAAUAUACCAUCAACAAUUAAAGAAAUAGGAAAUUAUUGUUUUUAUGGAUGUUCAUCAUUAACAACAAUUAAUAUACCAUCAACAAUUAGUAAAAUAGGAGAUAAAUGUUUUGAAGGAUGUUAUUCAUUAACGUCUAUUACUAUAUCAUCAUCAAUUAAUGAAUUAAGAAAAGAAUAUUUAUCUCAAUACAAAUCAUUAAAAUCUGUCAUUAUACCAACAAGCAUUAAUAGAAUAGAAGAUGAAUGUUUUGAAGGAUGUAGAAUGUUAACAUCUAUUAAUAUACCAACAAGUGUUAUUAAAAUAGGAGAUAGAUGUUUUAGUGAAUGUUCAUCAAUAACAUCUAUUAAUAUACCAAAUUCAGUUACUAAAUUAGGAGAUUAUUGUUUUAGUUAUUGUUCAUCAAUAACAACAAUUAAUAUACCAUCAACAAUUAGUAAAAUAGGAAAUUAUUGUUUUUAUGGAUGUUUAUCAUUAACAACAAUUAAUAUACCAUCAACAAUUAGUAAAAUAGGAGAUGAUUGUUUUUCAGGAUGUUCAUCAAUAACAUCUAUUAAUAUACCAUCAACAAUUAGUAAAAUAGGAGAUGAUUGUUUUUAUGGAUGUUUAUCAUUAAAAUCAAUUAAUAUACCAAAUUCAGUUACUGAAUUAGGAGAUUAUUGUUUUAGUUAUUGUUCAUCAUUAUCAUCUAUUAAUAUACCAAAUUCAGUUACUAAAUUAGGAGAUUAUUGUUUUUAUGGAUGUUCAUUAUUAAAAUCAAUUAAUAUACCAUCAACAAUUAGUAAAAUAGGAGAUUAUUGUUUUAGUUAUUGUUCAUCAAUAACAACAAUUAAUAUACCAUCAACAAUUAGUAAAAUAGGAAAUGAAUGUUUUUAUGGAUGUUUAUCAUUAAAAUCAAUUAAUAUACCAUCAACAAUUAGUAAAAUAGGAGAUGAAUGUUUUUAUUUAUGUUAUUCAUUACAAUCAAUUAAUAUACCAUCAACAAUUAGUAAAUUAGGAAAUUAUUGUUUUAGUUAUUGUUCAUCAAUAACAACAAUUAAUAUACCAUCAACAAUUAGUAAAAUAGGAAAUUAUUGUUUUUAUAAAUGUUCAUCAAUAACAACAAUUAAUAUACCAUCAACAAUUAGUAAAAUAGGAGAUGAUUGUUUUUAUGGAUGUUUAUCAUUAACAACAAUUAAUAUACCAUCAACAAUUAGUAAAAUAGGAGAUGAUUGUUUUUAUGGAUGUUUAUCAUUAAAAUCAAUUAAUAUACCAUCAACAAUUAGUAAAAUAGGAGAUGAAUGUUUUUAUUUAUGUUAUUCAUUACAAUCAAUUAAUAUACCAUCAACAAUUAGUAAAUUAGGAAAUUAUUGUUUUAGUUAUUGUUCAUCAAUAACAACAAUUAAUAUACCAUCAACAAUUAGUAAAAUAGGAAAUUAUUGUUUUUAUAAAUGUUCAUCAAUAACAACAAUUAAUAUACCAUCAACAAUUAGUAAAAUAGGAGAUGAUUGUUUUUAUGGAUGUUUAUCAUUAACAACAAUUAAUAUACCAUCAACAAUUAGUAAAAUAGGAGAUGAUUGUUUUUAUGGAUGUUUAUCAUUAACAACAAUUAAUAUACCAUCAACAAUUAGUAAAAUAGGAGAUGAUUGUUUUUAUGGAUGUUCAUCAAUAACAUCUAUUAAUAUACCAAAUUCAGUUACUGAAUUAGGAGAUUAUUGUUUUUAUGGAUGUUCAUUAUUAAAAUCAAUUAAUAUACCAUCAACAAUUAGUAAAAUAGGAAAUUAUUGUUUUUAUGGAUGUUCAUUACUAACAACAAUUGAUAUACCAUCAGGAAAGGGUAAAAUAGGAGAUGAAUGUUUUUGUGGACAUUCAUCAUUAAAAUCAAUUAAUAUACCAUCAACAAUUAGUAAAAUAGGAAAUUAUUGUUUUUCAGGAUGUUCAUCAUUAACAACAAUUAAUAUACCAACAAGUGUUAUUGAAAUAGGAAAUUAUUGUUUUAAAGAAUGUUCAUCAUUAACAACAAUUAAUAUACCAUCAACAAUUAGUAAAAUAGGAAAUUAUUGUUUUUAUGGAUGUUUAUCAUUAACAACAAUUAAUAUACCAUCAACAAUUAUUAAAAUAGGAGGUGAUUGUUUUUAUGGAUGUUUAUCAUUAAAAUCAAUUAAUAUACCAUCAACAAUUAGUAAAAUAGGAAAAGAAUGUUUUUAUGGAUGUUUAUCAUUAACAACAAUUAAUAUACCAACAAGUGUUAUUGAAAUAGGAGAUGAUUGUUUUUAUGGAUGUUUAUCAUUAACAUCUAUUAAUAUACCAUCAACAAUUAGUAAAAUAGGAGAUGAAUGUUUUUAUGGAUGUUUAUCAUUAACAUCUAUUAAUAUACCAUCAAAAAUUAGUAAAUUAGGAGAUAGAUGUUUUAGUCGAUGUUCAAUAUUAACAUCUAUUAAUAUCCCAACAAGUGUUAUUAAAAUAGGAAACAAGUGUUUUGAAGGAUGCAGAAUGUUAACAACAAUUACUAUAUCAUCAACAAUUAGUAAAAUAGGAAAUGAAUGUUUUUAUGAAUGUUCAUCAUUAAAGUCAAUGAGUGUAGAAAAGAUACAAUAUAUUAGUGAAGAAAGAAUAUUUAUGAAUGAACCAGUGUUAAUUAGUAUUAAAAUACCAAAAAACCUAAAAAGAAUCAAUGAAAAGAAUAUUGAAAAGAAAGAUAUUAAUGAAUUUAUUAUUCCAAUUACAGUAAAUAAAUUAGGUGAUUAUUGCUUUUAUAAAUGUUCAUCAUUAAAAUCAAUUAAUAUACCUUCAUCGAUUAAAGAAAUAGGAAAAUAUUGUUUUAAAGAAUGUUCAUCAUUAACAUCAAUUAAUAUACCAUCAUCUGUUAGUAAAUUUGGAUGGGGAUGUUUUUAUAAAUGUGGAUGUAAAGAAGAAUUAAAGAAAAAUAAAAGAAUACCAAGAAAUUGUUUUGAAUGGUGGUGA
Messenger RNA from Entamoeba dispar SAW760, 4902 nucleotides. RefSeq lists its product as uncharacterized. Gene Ontology annotation, molecular function: GTP binding. NCBI's taxonomy places the organism in Eukaryota, Evosea, Mastigamoebida, Endamoebidae. The transcript has a single exon. The record is from RefSeq and is a predicted model, not a curated record. Bases 1 to 4902 code for a protein of 1633 amino acids.